AUGUCCGCGACGUCGUCGACGCGCGCGGACGCGCUGCGCGAGCGCAGGACGUUCACGGCGGACGAUUGCGCGGCGUUCGCGCGGUUGACGGGCGAUGAGAAUCCGAUUCACUUCGACGACGGCGCGGUGGGUGACGGCGAGAAUCGAUUGCGAGGACGCGCGGUGCACGGAAUGCUGGCGGCGAGCGCGUUCGGGGCGCUGCUGGCGCGCGCGAGGCCGGGGACGGUGUACGCGAGCCAAGAGUUGAAAUUCAGGGAACCGGUGCGCGUGGACGAGGAGCUGGAGAUUGAGUUGAAAUUGGUGAAACGAUCGGGAACGAGGGCGCGGUACGAGACGGUGGUGCGGAAAGUGAAGUGUGGGACGGUGUGCGUCGAUGGGCACGCGCUGGCGCUGUUGCCGGAGGAGUAG
Molecule: messenger RNA, 408 nt
Organism: Ostreococcus lucimarinus CCE9901
Lineage: Eukaryota; Viridiplantae; Chlorophyta; Mamiellophyceae; Mamiellales; Bathycoccaceae
Exons: 1
Coding region: 1-408 (135 amino acids)
Source: RefSeq, a predicted model, not a curated record